AUGGACUACAUUGGCUACGUUCUAGCUUAUUUGUUCGGUGAUGAAAACAUAUCCACAGAUGAGAAGAUUGUGAGUUUCAUGACUGAGCACGAGGCUGUACCAGUAAAGUCGCUGCCUGAGCACCCAAAAUUAAAGGCGAUUAAUGCGUAUCCCUGGGAAAUCGCAAAUGCAGUUAAAUUAAUAGUUCCACAAUUGCAUAUCUUUGAAAUGAAAGGCGUUGGUGAAUUGAUAAAAAGAAUUCCCAGUGUUCUACCCAAGUCCGCGUACCCA
Molecule: messenger RNA, 270 nt
Organism: Rodentolepis nana
Lineage: Eukaryota; Metazoa; Platyhelminthes; Cestoda; Cyclophyllidea; Hymenolepididae
Source: the annotation of a GenBank genome assembly